AUGCCUCAGGACCUCUAUGACGGGGGUGGUGAGAGUAAUGGCUUGCCAUCAGAGGAUGCACCUCGGCCGCGCAGGUUAGCGCCGCCAACUUGGGAGCAGUCAAUAGAGUACUGGCGUAAAUGGAUGAGCGAGCCAUUUCUCGAUGAUGAAGUUAUGGACUCUACUCCCCCAAGUUGUGAAAAGAAGGACUUUCGGCUACCGCAGCUUCGACGAUGCCCCGUGGACAUAGGCGACAUAAAGUUCGUCGGGCGUGUUAACCCGGGGGGGUAUCAUUAUCCAAAUUUCGGAGAACCUGACGGCGGACUUGAUGGGUAUAAUUGGAAAGUUCGCCUUGAGAAAGGUGGCCCAACCCGUAUCAUGAAGCUGUUCUGGGAUACUGAGCCUCCUCCUCCAAGUUACUUUGCUGCUCAGCGAGAAUGUCAAAAUGCGGCUCUGUUACAAAUGAUAGCGGCAGCGUUGUCGGAUCCUCAACAUGGCCCGAUCCUGAUAGACCCGAACCCCGAUUCGGAGACUGCUGCAAAGUCCAACUUGCGUGCCUUUUCCAACGAAGUUCGUCAGAAACGGAGGGUGUCCACCACCGAGAAUCUCGUGUCUAUCACGACGAUGCCACGCAUGAGAAAGUGCUACGGGUGGUUGAAGUUUUCAAGCAACGAAUUGGACCGCAUACCGCGCGGCUUAUUCCCACCGGUGAUGAAACUAGACUUGAAGACAAAGCGCUGCAUUUAUGAAGGCAUGGAGUACACGGCCGUAGUUUACGAGUAUAUCGAAGAGGGUGAAAACAAAAUCGACGAUGUGAAGUCGGUGCUGGACUUCCUUUGGCAGGUUGGGUUUGCUUUCCCUCAACCUUCAAAGGAAAAUAACUGGAAAAGUGGUGUUUUGAUAGACCACUCGGAUAUUGUUGCUCCUGGUUGGCUUGGCUGGCGGGUGAGAGAAUAUGGACCACGUAGAGCGAAAGGAGUUUUAUGGAGUGUUUGUCCGGAUGCGCGGAAUCGUGUAUUGGAAAAGACUGGGGAUGAUGGUGAUGGGAAGAAGGAUGCUGAAGGCGACAAGACCUGA
This is a messenger RNA of Pochonia chlamydosporia 170, 1056 nucleotides long. RefSeq lists its product as hypothetical. The record is from RefSeq and is a predicted model, not a curated record. The transcript is spliced from 2 exons. Lineage: Eukaryota; Fungi; Ascomycota; Sordariomycetes; Hypocreales; Clavicipitaceae. The coding region runs from base 1 to 1056 and encodes 351 amino acids.